CGUGGCGUACGCGAUCUCAGAACGCGAUCAGAAACAAGCGAACUAGCGGGCAAGCUAGACGUGAACCGUGCGUGCAAAAACCGUGUGUUUUCUACCGGUCCCGGAAAGGAAAGUGGAUUUUUUGCAAAAUAUCUCGUGUGUGGGUGCGUACGCGUAUUCGAAAGAAGAACCACCUUAAGUGUGUUUUGCGUGUGUGUGUAAAUUUGUGUCGGAUUGAAGAACCGAACAUCUUCAAUACAGCAAAAGGCGUAAAACUACGACGCAGUGAAGGUUGUUUUGUUUUUUGCUGAAAAAGCAAUUGUUGCUUUAAUCCAAGCAACCAACUUGCUAGAAACAAGUGCCAACGGAGAGUGUGUGGUUCAUCAGGGUGCAGUGAAACGGUGCGUCAAAGUAGAUAGUGGAAGAGGCGUGCUCCACAAAUACUACUGAGGGAGAAAUUCGCCAAAAAGAAAAAAAACCGAUCAAGGACGACUUCAUCGACGUUGGUGGCGUGCGGCGUCCGAAAGCGAACAGAUCAGCACACGUGUCCUGGUGUUUAGAGAAACCUUUUUUAAAAUCGCUCAAAAAUGAAGACUAAUCGUUCGUUACCGUUGCGGUUUGUGGCAAUUUUGGGACUGUUAGCGAUACUGCUUCCCACAGCCGAAUCCUGCAGCUGCCUUCCACAGCAUCCCCAGACGGCUUUCUGCGAGUCGGAGUACGUGAUCGUUGCACAAGUGCUACGUCGAACGGCGUCAAAGGACCGCCCAUCCAUGGAUGCAUACAAGAUUGCUAUCAAGAAAGAGUAUAAGAUGAGUGACGAGGCACGGAAAUUGUUGCGCCACGGAAAACUCUUCACACCCUCGAUGAGCUCGCUGUGUGGUAUUACGCUGGAACCGAACAAGCUGUACGCGAUCGCAGCCAACAGCGAACAGGUUGGGCUGUGCGACUUCGUCCGUCCGUAUGCCGAUCUGUCGAUCGUCGAAAAGCGUGGCCUGGCUGGCAUCUAUCGUAAGGGAUGCAAGUGCAAGAUUAACCUGUGCUGGAACCAGAAGUGCAACCAGCGGAUUGGAUCGUGCAACUGGACACCGUUCGCACCGAAGGGUAUCUGCGAGACGAGCUACGGUUCGUGUGUACCGGCCGGCGUGGUCAAGGAGGACGGAACCCCGAUCAAGUGCCAUUGGCGUCGAUCGCCCCGUUUCGGCCAGUGUAUGGCUAAAAAUGGUGGCAAAUAAGCACACACGAUGGACAGAUAAAAGCACACAAGGGAACAUACGGAAGGAGCUCAUUAUCGUGAGCGACAGUGCCUGCCUGUCAGGUGGUUAGAUUGUUGUUAUAAACCAUUUAUAUAUACUGUUUUGUUCCGAGCGUGCCCUUAAGCACGGCUGAAGGUUCCCUUUAUUUAUCAAACACGUUACGAAGGUCGCUCAAGAAAUACGCUCCAUUUUGCUUGUGACCACGGACCAGAUUGUAGUGAAAAGGUCUCAAAUUGUGUAAAUUAUUUCCUGCACACACGCACACACUAACACCCAGAACAGAGAGCAAUAUAAAACAUCCCCGUAGCAAAGGAGCGCAAUGAGUGAAUGUCAAAUCAUACUUUUGUUAAGUACAAAUUACGAUUAGCCACAAGUGUACACGAACACACCAAACAACGAAUGGGGCAGAAUGGGCGUCAAGUCAAGGGAAAUGCGUAUGGAGAUUGCAAAGGUUUGUGUGUACAAGUGGAACCGAGAGGUGAUGAUAUUUUCAUGAAUAAAUUAUUGGAAUAUAAUUAGUGUAAAAAA
This is a messenger RNA of Anopheles funestus (African malaria mosquito), 1760 nucleotides long. It is a transcript of the gene Timp, whose product is annotated as tissue inhibitor of metalloproteinase. Lineage: Eukaryota; Metazoa; Arthropoda; Insecta; Diptera; Culicidae. Gene Ontology annotation, biological process: negative regulation of membrane protein ectodomain proteolysis; negative regulation of endopeptidase activity. The transcript is spliced from 4 exons. Gene Ontology annotation, cellular component: extracellular matrix. Bases 567 to 1211 code for a protein of 214 amino acids. The record is from RefSeq and is a predicted model, not a curated record. Gene Ontology annotation, molecular function: metalloendopeptidase inhibitor activity; protease binding.